Messenger RNA from Bursaphelenchus xylophilus (pine wood nematode), 1263 nucleotides. Lineage: Eukaryota; Metazoa; Nematoda; Chromadorea; Rhabditida; Aphelenchoididae. The record is from the annotation of a GenBank genome assembly.
AUGAGAUACGUUGUGAUCAUCGCCUUUUUCGCUGCCGUAGCCUCCGCCGGAUUGUUGGAUCCGGAAGAUCUGGGCGACGGAUUUGUGGACCUAUUGGACCUGGACAAAUUUGACGACCUUUGCGAAAGCAAGAAGAUUAAGGGCCUCAUCAACGACUUGACAAAUGUCACCGACAACACAAAGAAGUCGUUGCACUCGGCGGUGAAACUCCAUCAACACUUGGGUGAUGACGGUAAGGAGCAUUUGCACAACUUCUUCCAGUUCAUCGUCAAGUAAGUUACUGUUUCAUAAGCAUAGACUUGAUUUCAGGUUCGGAAAGGAGUACGAAAAUGUCACCACCACUUCACAACGCUUCGGUCACUUCAGAACUUCCUUGAAACGCGUUGAAAGCCGGCAAAAGCAGAGUCCAACGGCCAAGUUUGGGAUUACCAAAUUCUCAGACUUGAGCCCACGGGAAUUCAUCGACAAACACACUGGAGUCACAGGAGUUAGCCAUGUCCAGAAGCUUCACAGCAGUGCCAAGCCCGCUCAAAUCCGCGCCAAACGCCGGGAUAUUCCAGAUUCCUUUGAUUGGAGGGACUAUAACGGAGUCACCUCCAUCAAGAAUCAAGGACAAUGUGGGUGUUGCUACGCGUUCGCUGCGGUUGGUGCCAUUGAGAGUCAAUACAAGAUCCAGACCGGUGAAGAAUUGGAUCUGAGUGAAGAGCAGAUGGUCGCGUGUACCUACCGAAGCCGAUACUAUGAUGAUAACAAUGGCUGCAACGGAGGCUCUUCUCCGGGAGUUUUCCGAUACGCGAUUAACAAUGGAAUCACUACUGAGGAAGAUUGGGGCUACACUUUGGUUGACACCGGUGAUAACUCGGCCAUUCCAAGAUGUCAACGCAAGGAGUCCGCACUGUCGGUUUCCAGCCAAGAACAACUCCCAUCCGGUGAUGAGGUCACCAUGGCCAGUGUCGUUGCUAGCUCCGGACCGGUUGUUACGUGUAAGUACAGUUGAAUAAACAUCUAUGACACUUUUCAGACCUUGAUGCCGGACCACUCCAAGACUAUCAAGGAGGAAUCAUCAAUGCCCGAGCACCCGCAGGUGGCUGGAGAGUCACACAUGCCAUUCUUACCGUCGGCUACGGCGAUGAGGAUGGUACUCCCUAUUGGAUCAUGAAAAAUCAGUGGGGAGAAGACUGGGGUGAGGACGGAUUCUUCAGAGUCAUCCGCGGCACCAACAGCCUGCUGAUCGGAGACUAUAGUUACCAGGUUCAACUUUGA